CUGAUGGAAAAAAGCUAACAUAUUCUGAAGAUGAGAGAUUCAGAGACAGACUAAAUCUGAACCAGACAGGAUCUCUGACCAUCACAAACAUCAAAACCAAACACUCUGGACUUUAUCGUCUACAGAUCGACCUCAACAGUGGACCCUUAAAUGUGGAUUACACUGUUACUGUCAGUGAGUCUCCGUCUGUUAUUGAUGCUGUCAAAGGUGAAAUGAAGAUGGAGUCAGUGAAGGUGGGAGAUCGUGUCACUCUUCAGACUGAUGUUACUAAAGUACAUGGAGAUGAGCUGAUAGUGUGGAGGUUUGGAGAUGAAGGGAAACUCGUAGCUAAAACUGAUAUAGAGGCUAAGAGCUCACCGUUAUAUGAUCCUGAUGAGAGAUUCAGAGACAGACUGGAGCUGGAUCAUCAGACUGGAUCUCUGAUCAUCACACACAGCAGAAUCACAGACUCUGGACUCUAUAGAGUGAAGAUCAGCAGCAGCAAACAGACUCUGUACAAGAGAUUCACUGUUACUGUCAGUGGUGUGUUUGGUGCUGAUGAAGAUAAAGUGAAGGCAGUGAUGGAGGGAGAUUCUGUCACUCUAAACCCUGAUCCUGCUCAAACACAGGGAUUUAUUGAUAUAGAGUGGCGGUUUAAAGAUAACAAGAAACCCAUUGCUGAUACUGAUGGAAGUAAGCAAACAUAUUCUGAAGAUGAGAUAUUCAGAGACAGACUGAAUCUGGAUCCUCAGACAGGAUCUCUGACCAUCACAAACAUCAAAACCAAACACUCUGGACUUUAUCAUCUAAAGAUCGACCUCAACAGUGGGCAGUUAAAUGUGGAUUACACUGUUACUGUCAGUGAGUCUCCGUCUGUUAUUGAUGCUGUCAAAGGUGAAAUGAAGAUGGAGUCAGUGAAGGUGGGAGAUCGUGUCACUCUUCAGACUGAUGUUACUAAAGUACAUGGAGAUGAGCUGAUAGUGUGGAGGUUUGGAGAUGAAGGGAAACUCGUAGCUAAAGCUGAUAUAGAGGCUAAGAGCUCACCGUUAUAUGAUCCUGAUGAGAGAUUCAGAGACAGACUGGAGCUGGAUCAUCAGACUGGAUCUCUGAUCAUCACACACAGCAGAAUCACAGACUCUGGACUCUAUAGAGUGAAGAUCAGCAGCAGCAAACAGACUCUGUACAAGAGAUUCACUGUUACUGUCUAUGGUGAGGAACACAAGCUUUCUGAGAGAAUGAUUGUUCAUCAGCUGUGA
Molecule: messenger RNA, 1235 nt
Organism: Labeo rohita (rohu)
Lineage: Eukaryota; Metazoa; Chordata; Actinopteri; Cypriniformes; Cyprinidae
Exons: 4
Coding region: 213-1235 (340 amino acids)
Source: RefSeq, a predicted model, not a curated record